Messenger RNA from Blepharisma stoltei, 1506 nucleotides. The record is from the annotation of a GenBank genome assembly. NCBI's taxonomy places the organism in Eukaryota, Ciliophora, Heterotrichea, Heterotrichida, Blepharismidae.
AUGAACUCAAAAAUGUCAUCAACGUUUGAAUUAAGCAAAAGUUCUCAAGAAUCUCAAAAGCCUGAAUUAUUGCUUGUGGAUGAGCUAAGAAAUAGCAGAGAGGACGACCUUCCGAAUGUCCCUUCAUGAAGGCAAUGGAAUCAGUCAAUUUUGAACAGUUUAGCAUCUCCUUUUGUAAGUCAAGUUCUUUCAAGUUUGGCAAUAAGUAAUAGGAUAGGCAACAUAGAAGAGCUGAAACAAAGCAUGGUCAAUCUAAGGGAAAGUUUAGCAAUAAAACAGCCAGGUGAUGAUUUAGAUGCGAUCUAUCCUGAUGCAAAGCCAACAGACUCAAAUGAAUUUCUGAAUCCCCUUUAAAAUUGUAACAAAAAAACCUAUUUUUUUAAAAAUUUUAUAAUUGAAUUUUAAUUUAUUUAUUUAUUUUAGGAAUUAUUCAAAGAUUAAUCGAUUUAAUGUUAAAACUAUUGAAAUAAUAUAGAAAUUGCCCGAGGAUGGCGCAAAAUAGCGCCAUCCUCGGGCAAUUUCUAUAAUAUUAGAUUGCACUUUUUCAAUUAAAUAUCAAAAAGCUAGUUUUAUAAAAUUAGUAUUUCAACCUAUAAAAUUUUCCUAUUGAAAAAAUUUUUUUUCUAAUUUAAUGGAGGGGUGAGAAGAAAAGUCCAGGCAAGAGAAAGUUUAGAAGACAUUCGAGUCAGCGCCAAAGACAUCAUUGAGAUAGCUACACAGGGCAAAACUGAAAUUAAAGAAGAAAUCCGUGUCACAGACAAUCUAAUAGCUGAGGUCCUUAGCCAAAUGCACGUAAAGCCAGACAGUGUCAGAGGACUUGUGGAAUUCAUAGGACUGAUAAAAGCCGAUAUAGAUCAAGAGCGAACUCAAAGGCCUCCAAACUAUCAAAAUGCUUUGCUUUUGCAAGAAAAAGAAAGCAAAAUUGCAGAGCUGCAAAAUGACAUAGCCAAGUGUCAUGCACAAAUGCAGAGCUUUAUGGAUGUAAUUUUCCAAACCAUGGGAGCUUUGAAAGAUAUAAACUCCAAGUUCAAUGAAGAAGAAAAAAAUUCAAACAAAAAUUAUAAAAGAAAGCAGGCAGAGCUUGAAGAGCAGGUUUCUGUGCUUAAAAAUGCUAUCACAAAAAGUGAACGAGAAUUAAUCGAUACUAAAAAAUUUCUAGAUGCAGAAAGGCUAAAAAACCAAGAAAUAAUAGCAGGAAUUAAUUCAAAAAAACAAGAAAAUGCCUCUCAAGUGCUAGAAAAGCUAAACGCAGACAACCAAGAGCUCCUUAAAAGAAUCCAAAGUAAUAACGCAUUAUUAGAACAGCUAAGCCAACAAAUCAGAGAAAAAGACGAAAAAAUUGAAAAAAUAGAGUCAGAAAAAGCCGAAAUUUUGGAAGUUAUAGGACAAGUUGUAGAAGCUGCCAAAAAUAUCAUGAAAAAUGAGCAGAGUAAUAAGAGGCAGAACUUAAUGAAUUUUGCUGAGGUGAUGAUGAGCAUGGAAAGCUUGACUCACUCAAAAGAGUAA